This is a messenger RNA of Penicillium longicatenatum, 783 nucleotides long. RefSeq names its product alpha/beta hydrolase. Lineage: Eukaryota; Fungi; Ascomycota; Eurotiomycetes; Eurotiales; Aspergillaceae. The record is from RefSeq and is a predicted model, not a curated record. The transcript has a single exon. Bases 1 to 783 code for a protein of 260 amino acids.
AUGUCAUCACUCCCUACAGUAGUGCUGGUACACGGGGCCUGGCACACCCCGGCCAAUUAUUCGGACUAUGUGAACGCCCUCCAAAAACAGGGAUUCCAAGUCCAUUGCCCCCGGCUGCCAACAAGCAGUAGCGCCCGACCACCAACAGCAUUCCACCCCGAAGACGUCGCCUGCGUCAGAGAACUAGUUAAAACGCUUAUUGACGAUGAUCAGCGUGUUCUCAUGAUCAUGCACUCGUACGGCGGCGCCGUCGGAUCCAGUGCCGUGGAGGGUCUAUCAUUCUCCGAACGGAAAGCAUCCGGUAAACCGGGCGGGGUUAUCCAUUUACUGUAUUUGUGUGCAUACAUUCUACCCACCGGGUACUCUGUUUGGAAUAUCGUGCAGGAAGCCAAGUUUGAACAGGUGUUGGAAGGGUAUAUGGAUACCACGACAGAUGGCUUGACGAUGCCCAAAGACCCGGGAUUUGCUCUUUUCAGCGGAAGAGUAGAUCAGGCUACUGUUGACAGAGCAGUGGAGAGUUUGGUGUGGUUCCCGGUGCAGGCUUUGAAGGAUCCGAUGACAGGAUGCGCUUGGAGAACUAUUCCUGCAACUUAUAUUCGCACAUUGCAGGAUUAUGGGGUUCCAGCUCUUUAUCAAGAUAUCAUGUUGGCAAAGGUUCAAGAGGAGGGGGUUAAUGUAAAAACUGAGGUUUUUGAUGCGGAUCAUAGUAUUUUUAUUACUAUGGAGAAGGAGAUGGUUCAGGCUGCGAUUAAUGCAGCUGCUGAUGAAAGAAACACGAUGUGA